AUGAAGCAGCACGUUAGCACUUUGGUAGGUGCAAGUCGUUUCCAGCAGCAGAUCCUCGAGGGAGGAAAGGUGUUGUGCGAGAGCACCUCGAUUGCUGAGCUCAGGGGCCGGCACCUGCAGUUGCUGAUCCUCCCCUUCCUGGAAGGCGAUCAGGCCAACGAGCUUCGGGAGGCCACUGAUUCUCAAGAUCGCCUUGAGAGUUUGCUGCGGACGCCACUGGAUCCGGAUCAAGUUGCCAACUGGCCGCAGGAGACGGCUCUCCUCUCGGCGUCUACACGCGGCCACUUGCAGGCAGUCCAGCUGCUACUUGAGGCCAGGGCCAAGGUAGACAAAGCAGACUGGCGUGGCAAUGCGCCCUUGAACUGCGCUUGCAGCGAGGGACACGUUGAUGUAGCUCGUUGUCUCCUGGAAGCAGGGGCCGACAAAGACGCAGCAGGAGAGGGGCGAAGGACGCCUUUGUUCCUCAGCUGCCUGCGAGGCGGCCCAAAGGAGCUUGUGCAGAUUUUGCUCCAGGCCCGGUCAAACAUGGAGAUCUCGAGCAAGUUCAACACAUCUCCGUUGCUCGCUGCGUGUAGUGGAUGCUAUGUGGACAUUGCCAGAAUGUUGGUUGAGGCUGGUGCAACCACUGAUUCUGCAGAUACCCUGGGAGUCAGCCCGCUUCUAUCUGCCUGCCGCCAUGGCUCGCUGGAGUUGGUAUCUCUUUUGCUGAGAGCAAGAGCUACCACCAACAUUGUUGAUAGGGAUGGCACAUCUCCCCUACUGGUGGCAUGCAAGAACAAUCAGAUCGGCAUCGCCCGACUUCUGAUUGCAGCCCGAGCUGAGCCGGACAUCUCAAACAGGAGCGGAGAGUUCGCACUCCUGCUCGCUGCAGACGCCGCGGUCAUCGCCGAAAAGCGAAGCCUCGGAGGCCCUUCGCGAGGAGAGAGCAACAGCCGUCGAAGCCGGUCUGAGCUACUCAGGCUUUUGUUGGACGCCAGCGCCGACCUCGACAAGACGGAUGGAAAGGGCAUGUCCGCAAGAUCAGCCCUGGCGGUAGCAUGCGAGAAGGGAGACGUCGAGGUCGCACGCCUGCUGCUACAGAGGGGUGCCAGGCAGAAGGGAGGCGAGUGGGGCAAGUCGCCAUUGCUGCUUGCAUGUCAGAACGGCCACAGCAAUGUGGUGCAGAUGCUGCUCGAGGCAAGGGCAGCCCUUGACUGCACUCAUGGAGAGGCAUCACCUUUGCUGGCUUCUUGCGAAAAUGGACACUGGGAGGUAGUAGAGCUCUUGCUUCGUGCUGGCGUCGGCACGGAAACCUCGGAAAGCAGUGGUAUCUCGCCUCUCAUAGCCGCCUGCGAGAGAGGUCGCCUACGUGUCGUGGAGGUUUUGCUCGCCAGCGGAGCAGCGAAGGAGUCGGACGCUCGGGGCAUCUCACCCUUGCUGGCUGCCUCGGAGAUUGGGCACAUGGAUUUGGUUUCCUUGUUGAUCUUCGAGCGCUCGGAUUUGGAUCACGUCGACAGAGGUGGCAGGUCACCGCUAUUGGCGGCAUCGCUGAACGGUCAUAGCGACGUGGUUCGGCUGCUGCUGGCAUCUGCCGCUGAUCAUAGCAAGCAAGACAUCGCCGGGACAUCUCCUUUGCUGGCAGCCUGUUCGAUUGGUAGCCUGGAGAUCGCGCAGACUUUGCUCACAGCCCGCGCCGAUGUGCACCUAGCUAACCACGCGGGGGAAUCGCCACUUCAGCUUGCGUUGCAGAGGGAUUUCACACAGAUCGCCGCUUGCAUCAGUUCUGAGGUCGCGUUCACAAGCAAACGGGCCAAACUGAAGUGA
Symbiodinium necroappetens is the source of this 1803-nucleotide messenger RNA. The record is from the annotation of a GenBank genome assembly. Lineage: Eukaryota; Dinophyceae; Suessiales; Symbiodiniaceae.